AAAAAUAAUGUGUCCCACGGAUUAAAAUUGUUCUCGCCGCCACUGCCUAGUCGUUAAUAGUGUUAGUACUCUAAAGAAAGUUACUUCAUCAAACAACUAACAAGUAUAUUACGCAACAAAUCUUUUACAUAUCGUAUCCGCAACACCUGCACGAUGCUCACAACGAUAUGCCGUUCUUGCCCCACGCCAGUAUACCGCACGGAUCGAGCGUCCGAAAGUUGAUGGUCACAUUUUUGCGGAAAGAACGCUACGUGGUUCAUUAUAUGAAUUUAAAACAGGCCAUGGCCCACGGUGUUUUAGUCGAAAAAACUCACAGAGUGUUGGAGUUCCACCAAUCUCCGUGGCUAGCCCCGUACAUAAAUCUGAACACGGAAUUACGGAAGCAGGCUGCUAACAAAUUCGAAGAACAAUUCUUUAAGGAUCUAAAUAAUUCGGUGUUCGGUAAGACGAUUGAAAACAUGCGGAAAAGAUUUAAUUUGGAACUCGUAUCGUGUCCCGUCAGAAUAUGAAAGCUCAUAAACCGUCCAACGUUCAAGUAUUGCACUACUUAUGGUGAAGAUCUCUCGGUGGUUAUCCAGCAUAACAGUGAAGUAGAUUUCUGUAAGCCCAUCUAUAUAGGAUUUUCCGUACUAGAACUCAGUAAAGUUUUAAUGUACGGAUUUCAUUAUGAUGUCAUGAAGCGACAUUACGGCGAUAAGAUUGAUUUGCUAUACACCGAUACUGGUGCGUAUACAAUAUGAAGUCUUGAAUAACAAUAUAUAUAUUAUAUUAUAUUAUUAUUAUUAUUAUUAUUAUUGUAUAUUUCAGAUUCACUAUUCUAUCGUGUGGUGACGAAUGAUUUUCACGACGACUUGAUAGACAAUCUGAAUCUUAUGCGGUUUAUGGAUACCUUGAAUUUACCGAACGACCACAAGUGCUAUUCGACUGCUAGGAAACGGAUUCCAGGCCUGUUCAAGAAUAAGACCAAUGGCCGUACCCUUUACGAGUACAUAGCGCUGCGUGGAACAGGACGUCUGCAUUCGCGCAAAAGGUGUUAUGAGGCACGUGUUUCGUAAUCAUUUAACGUUCGCCGAACACAAGCGAUGCUUGUUUGCCAACGAUGUCGACGAUGUAGAAUCGUACGAGUGCGACGAUGAAUUCGACGGUAACGUGGAGGAAAUGAUUGCAGCCGAUUCCGCACUGAAAGCUGUCGCCCAAAUACAUCGAAUUGCCUCAACGUCUGCUGCGUCUCCGUCGACGGCGGUCACACCAUCCCCAGCACAUUGUUAUAGCCACAUGCCUUUUACUCCGUAUAGAGAAAAUGUUUCUAUAUGAUUGUUUAAGCAUGAAGUGCGCAU
Molecule: messenger RNA, 1337 nt
Organism: Aphis gossypii (cotton aphid)
Lineage: Eukaryota; Metazoa; Arthropoda; Insecta; Hemiptera; Aphididae
Exons: 3
Coding region: 168-509 (113 amino acids)
Source: RefSeq, a predicted model, not a curated record